This is a messenger RNA of Geosmithia morbida, 2265 nucleotides long. Its product is annotated as DNA excision repair protein ERCC-2. The record is from RefSeq and is a predicted model, not a curated record. Gene Ontology annotation, biological process: nucleotide-excision repair; transcription by RNA polymerase II; positive regulation of mitotic recombination. Gene Ontology annotation, molecular function: DNA helicase activity; ATP binding; damaged DNA binding. The transcript is spliced from 5 exons. Lineage: Eukaryota; Fungi; Ascomycota; Sordariomycetes; Hypocreales; Bionectriaceae. The coding region runs from base 1 to 2265 and encodes 754 amino acids. Gene Ontology annotation, cellular component: nucleus.
AUGCCCUCGGGCACCGGAAAGACAGUAUCCCUGCUAUCGCUCAUCGUGGCGUACCAGCAGUACAUGCCCGAGAAGCGCAAGCUCAUAUACUGCUCUCGAACAAUGUCCGAGAUCGAAAAAGCCUUGGUUGAGCUUCAGGCCCUCAUGAAGUAUCGUUCUGAGCAGCUCGGGUAUGAAGAGGAGUUUCGUGGUCUCGGCCUCACCAGUCGCAAGAACCUCUGCCUUCAUCCAUCGGUCAAGCGCGAGAAGAGCGGCGCUGUUGUUGAUGCCCGGUGUCGAAGCUUGACGGCUGGUUUCGUCAAGGAGAAGAAGGACCGCGGUGAAGAUGUCGAUCUCUGCGCUUAUCAUGAUAACCUCGACUUGCUCGAACCUCACAACCUCAUCCCCAACGGUGUCUGGACCUUUGAUAGUGUCCUGAAAUACGGAGAGGAGCACAAGCAGUGUCCGUACUUUACUGUGCGGCGUAUGAUGCAAUACUGCAACGUCGUCAUCUUCUCCUACCACUACCUACUAGAUCCUAAGAUUGCCGAACGGGUGUCGCGCGACUUCUCAAAGGACUGCAUCGUCGUCUUUGAUGAGGCCCACAACAUUGACAACGUGUGUAUCGAGGCCUUGAGUACGGACAUCACUGAAGAAUCGCUCCGCAGGGCAACAAGGGGAGCUCAGAACCUAGAGCGCAAAGUCUCGGAGAUGCGAGAUACAGACCAGGAACAGCUUCAGAAUGAAUAUCAAAAGUUGGUACAAGGUCUCCGAGAGACGGACGAGGCCAGGCAGGAAGAUGCCUUCAUGGCCAAUCCUGCUCUACCCGCGGAUCUGUUGAAGGAGGCUGUCCCCGGAAACAUUCGAAGAGCAGAGCACUUCAUAUCAUUUUUGAAACGGUUCAUCGAAUACCUCAAGACACGCAUGAAGGUGCGGCAAGUCAUCUCGGAGACGCCGCCAUCCUUCCUGGCCCAUCUCAAGGAGCACACAUUCAUCGAGAAAAAGCCGUUGCGAUUCUGUUCCGAGCGAUUGACCUCCCUCGUCAGGACGCUGGAGCUCACCAACAUCGACGACUACCAGCCGUUGCAGGAGGUUGCGACAUUUGCGACACUGGUAGCAACGUACGAGAAGGGAUUUCUGUUGAUCCUGGAGCCCUACGAGUCGGACACUGCCGAAGUGCCGAACCCGAUUCUGCACUUUACGUGCCUGGACGCAGCGAUUGCGAUCCGGCCCGUAUUCGAGCGCUUCUACUCAGUCAUCAUCACGUCGGGCACCAUCUCGCCGCUGGAGAUGUACCCCAAGAUGCUCGACUUCCCAACCGUGAUACAGGAGUCGUACAGCAUGACGCUGGCACGGCGGUCAUUCCUGCCUAUGAUUGUGACGCGCGGCAGCGACCAAGCAGCCAUCUCAACGAGCUUCCAGGUGCGCAACGAGCCCAGCGUGGUGCGCAACUACGGCAACCUCUUGACCGAGUUCGCCAAGAUCACGCCUGACGGCAUGGUCGUCUUCUUCCCGUCGUAUCUGUACAUGGAGUCCAUCAUCAGCAUGUGGCAGGGCAUGGGCAUCCUGGACGAGGUAUGGAAGUACAAGCUGAUCUUGGUGGAGACGCCCGACGCUCAGGAGACGUCGCUGGCCCUCGAAACGUACCGCACCGCCUGCUGCAACGGCCGCGGUGCCGUCUUGCUGUGCGUCGCCCGCGGCAAGGUGUCAGAGGGCAUCGACUUCGACCACCAGUACGGCAGGACCGUGCUGUGCAUCGGCGUGCCCUUCCAGUACACCGAGUCGCGCAUCCUCAAGGCGCGCCUCGAGUUCCUGCGCGAGACGUACCGCAUCCGCGAGAACGACUUCCUUUCCUUCGACGCCAUGCGCCACGCAGCCCAGUGCCUCGGUCGCGUUCUCCGUGGCAAAGAUGAUUACGGCAUCAUGGUCCUCGCCGACCGCCGCUUCCAGAAGAAGAGGUCCCAGCUGCCCAAGUGGAUCAACCAAGGUCUUCUGGAGGCUGAGACGAACCUCAGCACAGACAUGUCCGUCAGCAGUGCUCGUCGCUUCCUCCGCACCAUGGCCCAGCCCUUCCGUGCAAAGGACCAAGAAGGCAUCAGUACUUGGGGAUACGAGGACCUUAUGCAGCACAAGGAGAAGAUGGAUGACGACAGGAUAAGAAAACUCCAGGAGGCUGCGUACAAUGGCAACGGCAAUGGAGCCCCCUCCAACGCCAAGGUCACAGAGGUUAAUGAGUAUGAUGACGGAGACAUCGAUCAGGAUAUGAUGGAACUUGACGGCGUGUGA